Messenger RNA from Argentina anserina (silverweed cinquefoil), 1589 nucleotides. Its product is annotated as receptor-like protein 31. The record is from RefSeq and is a predicted model, not a curated record. The transcript has a single exon. Gene Ontology annotation, molecular function: protein binding. The coding region runs from base 202 to 1431 and encodes 409 amino acids. Lineage: Eukaryota; Viridiplantae; Streptophyta; Magnoliopsida; Rosales; Rosaceae.
CUAAAUCCCAGCCGUAGAAUUCAAUUAUCCUCGCUUCUUCUCCAAGCCAUCAUCUGGGUCUAUUGUACAUAUAUAUUUCCUCGAUCAUCCUCACUCCAUUAAAGCUUUCACGAGAAGUCGCCACUUCUUCUCACGGAAACGCCCCUUUUCUCUCACUAUAAAUAGCCGAACCCGAAAAUCUUCAUCCUCACUUUGGGGGCAAUGGCGGAGACACAGCAGAAGAAGAAGGUUGAUAUGGUGAAGCUACGGCGGCAAUGGUGCAUUGCGUUAUGUAUCUGCUUGUUACAGUUUAAUUCAGUUUGUGUAGCAAUUCUCGACCCGGUUGAUUUCUUGGCUCUGCAAUCCAUUCGGAAAGGCUUGGAAGACUUGCCGGGAUCAAAUUACUUCUCUUCCUGGGAUUUCACCUCCGACCCCUGUAAUUUCGCCGGAGUUUACUGCGAUUCUGAUAAAGUCAUAUCUCUCAACCUCGGCGACCCGAGAGCCGAGGCUCCGGGUCUGACGGGUCGGAUCGACCCGGCUAUAGGAAAACUCUCCGCCUUGGCGGAGCUCUCCAUUGUCCCGGGUCGAAUCUUCGGUGCCCUCCCCCAGUCCAUUUCCAACUUAAAGUCCCUCCGCUUCCUCGCCGUCAGCCGCAACUUCAUCUCCGGCCAGAUUCCGGCUACCCUCUCCCAGCUUCACAGCCUCCGCACUCUCGACCUGAGCUACAACAUCUUCACCGGGCCAAUCCCCGCCGCCAUCGGGACCCUACCGGAGCUCACCAACGUCAUUCUCGGCCACAACCGCCUCUCCGGUUCAGUCCCGGCGUUCACCUCCCAAACCCUAACCCGCCUCGACCUGAAGCACAACGACUUCUCCGGUACGAUCGCUCCGAACUCACUCCCUUCUUCACUCCAGUACCUCUCUCUUUCUUGGAACCGCCUCUCCGGCCCGGUCUACGGCCUCCUGAGCCGGCUCGACCAGCUCAACUACCUCGAUCUCAGCAUGAACCAGUUCACGGGUCUAAUCCCGGGUCGGGUCUUCACUUUCCCGAUCACCAACCUCCAGCUACAAAGAAACCUCUUCUUCGGCCCGGUCCGGCCGGCCGAUCAAGUCUCCAUCCCGACCAUUGAUCUCAGCUACAACCGAUUCUCCGGCGAAAUCUCGCCGUUAUUCUCCACCGUCCAGAAUCUCUACCUGAACAACAACCGGUUCACGGGUCAGGUGCCGGGUCCGUUCGUGGACAGGUUGCUGGCGGCCAAUAUUCAGGUAUUGUAUUUACAGCACAACUUUCUGACGGGUAUUCAGAUCAAUCCGACGGCGGAGAUUCCUCUGAGCAGCUCGCUGUGUCUUCAGUAUAAUUGCAUGGUGCUGCCGGUGCAGACGCCGUGUCCGUUGAAGUCGGGGAAGGAGAAGACGAGACCUACUGCGCAGUGUAACGAGUGGAGAGGGUAGUGGUGGGAAAUAUGAAUUAUAGUGUUGGAUAUUAUGGGAAGUUCAGAUGGUGUUUUCUGAAACUAGUCGUGUUUAUUUUCUAGGGGUGCUUUGAGAAUUCAUUUAUUUAUUUUGUCGAAAAAAAAUAGGGGGGUAAAAUAAGAAGAUUUGUGGAUAUC